UUUUUAUAUUGCCCACACCUGUUACUUGCCCCAGGUACAUCAUCUACAAGAGACCGGAAGACCCACAACGAAAAAUACAGCACUGAGGGUUUGGAAUAUAUUUACAUUGAUUCAACUGGGAAGAAGAAGGAGACCUCUAAAGAUCACAAUAAGCUCAUCAACAAUCCUGACGGUGUCCUGGCAAACACACUGAAGCACAUUUUUAAACCAAACAUACAAUUGCCCAAAGACUUUGGAUUCAUCACCUACAACGAUCAACCUCCAGAUGGAAAGGGUGCUGGCUGUAAUUUCGGUCACAGUAAAGGAGUUGUGAUGAUGGAUAAAACCACAGGAGUCUGGCUCUCACACAGCACACCACGAUUCCCUUUCACAAGAGAUCAAAAUGAUUUCUACCCUGACAGUGGAGCAGCGAAUGCUCAGACAUUUAUCUGUGUAACAUUCAAGUACGACCAGUUCAACAAGAUAGGUCAACACCUGCUGGACAUCAGAGCUUUCCCGUUUGAUCAUCAAAUUCCAAAAGACACCAAUGCCAACUUCCAUAGAGUUAUACAGGUUACAGAGAAGAACAAUUCACCAGGAGGAGGGAAUCCAGGAGCUGACAUCAGAUGCAGGAACACCGUUCGUAGCUUUGCUAAAAACAGUAUACAAAACCUACUACAACAACAACAACCUAUAGAAAGGACUCACUUAAGGACUCAAAGAGAUUUGUUGGAGAUCUUUACCUCGAUAUUGCAAAGAACUACACGACUGGUGUGAGAGUCCAGACCUGGG
This is a messenger RNA of Perca fluviatilis (European perch), 771 nucleotides long. Its product is annotated as cell-death-related nuclease 7-like. Gene Ontology annotation, biological process: apoptotic DNA fragmentation. Gene Ontology annotation, molecular function: deoxyribonuclease II activity. The transcript is spliced from 7 exons. The record is from RefSeq and is a predicted model, not a curated record. The coding region runs from base 313 to 756 and encodes 147 amino acids. Lineage: Eukaryota; Metazoa; Chordata; Actinopteri; Perciformes; Percidae.